Molecule: messenger RNA, 991 nt
Organism: Paramacrobiotus metropolitanus
Lineage: Eukaryota; Metazoa; Tardigrada; Eutardigrada; Parachela; Macrobiotidae
Product: BTB/POZ domain-containing protein 2-like
Exons: 3
Coding region: 1-807 (268 amino acids)
Biological process (GO): neurogenesis
Cellular component (GO): cytosol
Source: RefSeq, a predicted model, not a curated record
AUGACCACAAUUUCACAAAUAGCUUCUUCACAGGCAAAAUACUGGCAUGUUGACAGCAUUGUGGAGAAGUGCCUGGUUCUGGUGGACCUGAAUAGUGCUGCGAUUCUGCAGUCGACAGAAUUCACCGACAUCUCACAGGAUACACUGCAGAAAAUUCUGAAGCGUGAUACGCUAUCGGCCGAGGAAAACGAGAUCUAUUUGGCUGCGGAAAGGUGGGCAGAGGCGGCCUGCGCUCGCAACGCCUUGGAUGCAUCUGGCGCUAAUCGGCGCCAGAUGUUGGGUGACGCUUUGUGCCUUGUGCGCUUUCCGCUCUUGACUGGCACGCAACUGGCUGAUGGUCCCGGCAAGAGCGGUCUGCUGAGCGAAGGGGAGCUGCUUAGCGUGCUUUUGUACCAGAACGCUACAGUGAAGCCACAAAAUCUGGCUUUUCCCACAGCGUGCCGGACGGGAGUGUGCAUAGGGUUCACCAAGGGAGAUGAAGUAUUUGUGGAAUCUUCAGGCUAUGCAGGAUCUUGGUGGGAGCCAGCGACCAUAUGCGCGGUCGAGCGGGAACGUGUUUCGUUUACGUGGUGUCGAACCGGAAUGAAAGGAGCUGCCACGCCAGACAAGAUGAUCCCCAUAAAAGACAUCCUGAAAAAAGACCAAGCGGUUUAUGCGUUUUCGAACGGGUACGUACAGUACCAGCACGCAUCGCUGGAUGGGCAGCAUCACAUUUCUGGACAGAAUGGAUGGCGAAUUGUCAAACUAGCGGAUUUAAUGCUGCCCGGAGCUGAUGUGGCGUUAUGGAAGGCGCGCAAUGGAAAAUAAACUGAGAAGUUGCGAGUAAGCUUCCUUGGUAUUGUCCUAUCUUCAAGGCACGUUUUUUUAUUUCUCUCGUUUAUUUAUUUCGCUUGGGACAGCUUCUAGUUCUUUUAUUUGGCGCGAGCAUGUCUGUUUUUUCAGCCUUGCUUGGAAUGUUAUUGUUUUCCGUAUUGAAAUAAUGGCUUUGUGG